AUGUCCGUCUCGGAAGUGGAAGUUCGCCAGGCGCAGAAGGCUUGGUCGGAUGCCAUCGUGGGUAUCUCCAAGGUGUACCUUGAGAAGGGCGACUAUGUUACUGCCGCCGCCAAAGCCGCUGGUGAGCUCUACGGAUACGGGCAUUGUGAUGUUCUCUUCAAGCCGACGAAGGCAAAGGAUGUCCAGUUCCGGCCCAUGGCAUCCCAGGCCAUGUCCUACUUUGUCGGCUGCAAUGCUGUGAAGAAUGGAAUUGCGGAGGAUGGUGGUUUUGCCAUCAACGGCGGCAAGGGCUGGUCAAGCGUUGUUUUCGACAACCACCAGAUUGAUUUGAGUGGCAACGUUGCCAUCGCAAUGGGGAACUAUUACUUCACUAGUGCGGCUGACGGAAGCAAGACCAAAGUGGAGUACAC
Symbiodinium sp. CCMP2456 is the source of this 410-nucleotide messenger RNA. The record is from the annotation of a GenBank genome assembly. Lineage: Eukaryota; Dinophyceae; Suessiales; Symbiodiniaceae.